This is a messenger RNA of Toxotes jaculatrix (banded archerfish), 3625 nucleotides long. RefSeq lists its product as uncharacterized. The transcript has 6 exons. Gene Ontology annotation, molecular function: RNA binding. The record is from RefSeq and is a predicted model, not a curated record. Gene Ontology annotation, biological process: protein ubiquitination; Notch signaling pathway. Bases 115 to 3441 code for a protein of 1108 amino acids. Lineage: Eukaryota; Metazoa; Chordata; Actinopteri; Toxotidae.
GCGCUGUUGUGCCAAAUCACACAACAGCUUGUAGUUUCACUUUUCUUCCAUGGCUUGUAAAGUGUGACGGUCUUUGAAAAGAUAGAGAGCGAACGCCCGUGAAACGUUUGCAAGAUGGCAGAGAGGGGCAGGACCGUGAGGGUGAGUGGUCUGCCCACAGACAUCGAGGAUGACAGACUGAAAGACAAGCUAGUUAUCUACUUCCUGAGAGCCAAGAAUGGAGGAGGGGAAAUAGACUGUGUCACUAUUGUCAAGGCAACGCCUGUCUCUGCCCUCAUCACCUUCGAGGACAGCGAAGUGGCACAGAGAGUUAUUCAGCAGAGCCGGCACAUUCUGGAAGUGGACGGGAAGAAGUAUGAACUGAUCGUAACUGAGCAUCAUGAAAGCCUGGACCCAGACAAGGUUAUCCCAAGUUUAUUAGCAACUGUCAACUACAGCCAGCUUCCUGGGGGAAUAUCGGCAUUGAAAAACCUCCAUAAGAGCCACCCUGAUGUCCAGAUCAACUAUGAUGGGGAGUUCUGUACAUUGUGUGGCACCUACUCAAAAGUCCAGGCUGCCUUGGCUCAGUUACUUGUCUAUCCUGGAGACCCACAAUCAAAAGAAAACCAAGACUCAGGGCAACCUGCCCCCAGUGGCUCCAGGUCUGCACAGACAGCAAAGACGUUUCAUACUCGGGGGUCAGACGAUCAGAGCCGGAAACCUCAUAAGCAAAGAGAACAAAUCGAGAACCUUCACACUGGCAGGCCGUCUGAUGAGUACAACUCCAGCUCACAUAGAGACCUGACACCUAGUGAUUAUGGCUGGGAAGAUGUUGGCCAGAUAGAGGGUGCAGAUCUGCAGCUUCCUGGGCAUCCCACCACACCAGAGGAGGACUUCUCACUAAUUUUGGAUGCAGACAUGUUUCAGUAUCUGCAGAAACACUGCAGGAGGGAAUACCAGCAUAUACUCAGUCAGUAUGGUGUUGAGGCAGUGGAGAUGACAAACCAGGGGUUGACUACUUUGUUUCUGCAGGUUACAACAGGAGUGGAAGAGGGUGGUCAAGAGCAGAAACGACUGGAGUUGGCACGAAAGGCAAUAAGUGGGCUUUACCAAGAGAAUGAGACCAAGAUCCGUCGAUCUCAGCUCCCUAAGAAUAUCCUCCCCUCCAGGGGUGCACUGCAGAGGGCAAUAGAGAACUUAAAAGUCAGACUUCCCAAGCUCCUUCUGAAUGAAGAUGACAGAAACAUUUACAUCAUUGGUAGCAAGAGUGACGUGUCUGAAGCCAAGCAAUUCCUCCUGGACCCCGACAAAGUGCGGGAUAAAAAAGAGGAUGUGGCCAGUCUUCUUAGAUAUCCUUCAUAUGCUUCAAGUUCAUUAACUCCUGCUGAUGAGGUGAGAGUUCCCAUCACCAUCAUGUCCCCCACUGAAAGGCAUCUGGAUGAUAGGACAGAUCAGCUGCUGAGGUCAGAGGAGGAUGAGAAGAGAGCUGAAGGAGCCAAGAGGUAUAAAUUAGCAGCUCGGUUUAAGGAUUCAGGGCUGGCUGCAUUAGGCAAUCGACCAAGUGACUUCACCUUACGAGGGCUCUCGUCCUCUAGUAAACAAUCGCGUACGGGACCAAUGUUAGGGAAUGACGUCCUGAAAAUCUCCAGAGCAGAAUCCCAAAAGACUGGAGGGGACAUCUUGUUUAAAAGUGAGGAUUCUUUGCAUUCAUUUGGGUCUGUGCAGAAUAAAACCUCCUUGAACUCAAAUUCAGUGGAUACUCGCCCCAAGAAUUUAACAUCUCCCCUCAGCACUGCUCGGUCCAGUUUGUCAGGAAGUACUACACUUCCACCUGCAGGGUCUGGAUCCAACUUGAAGCGAGCCAGUAGUUUCUCAGGAACACCUCAGCAGAAGGCUCAGGUUAUGAGUCAGAAGAGUCACGACGACUCCAGCAAGUCCACAGUCACAUCCAGGGGCCGGUCUUCCAGCUUCAGUACCUCAACAGGGAGGGACAAGCGGGAAGUCUUUAAUGCAGAAAUUACAGUUUCUCGGGUGAUGUGGCAGCACAUAAAAGAAGCCUACAGGACCCGAGUGGAUGACCUGACUUCUGGUGUCCAGAUAGAAGAGAGACGGUCUGAAGGUAGUAGCGAUAUGACUAUCACCUUAAAAGCAGGCAACUCAUCCAAAGUCAGUUCAUGUCAGCAAGGUUUACAGAACCUGGUCGAGUCGGUUAGUGUAGACUUCUCUGUGCAGGAGAUGCUCUUGUCAGAGCUGGGUGUCACUGAUCCAGCAGAUGAAACGUUACUAGCUUGUUGUGCUGAGGUGCAAAGCCACUUCAAGAAAGUCACUAUCCAGAUUUUGAAGAAGAGCUUAUUUCUUUUAGGUCCGAAACAGUUGUGUUCUAAAGUGGGUGCUUCACUGCAUGAGGUGUUUUCUGGAGACCUGGCCCAAAUACAAGAACAGCGGGACUUCUUAAGCCCCUCUGUCUCCAACUGGUCACCGUCCUCUCGUUUGCAAAUGAAUGUUUCGAAAAGUACUAGCUUCCACUGUAACAGUAGCCCUCAGGUGAUGCUGCAGAGCCAAGCUGAAAGGACUGGUGGUGGCCAGGAAAGGAGCACAAACCGUAGAGGUGACUUACCUGAGACAGAGCUUGUGAAUGGAUCUAGCCAACUACUGGUGAGGAAAGACCCUGUCAUUAAGGAGAAAGUGAAAAUCAUAGGUUCAGUGGAGGCGGAUGGACAGAAGACGGAGACACUCGUCAACCACUCUAGCGCAGGAAAUAACAGAAAUAUAAGACGUGUGAAUGGUUAUGGGUCAACAACAGCCCGUGCUGAUAAGGCCAAGGCCCUUCAUAAGAAAGAGAGAACCAUGCAUUCUACACCAAAGGACAGCAUGCAGCAAAGACACGCAGAGAUCCAGGACACCCCAGAGGAAUCCAGGUCAGGUCAGGGAGACCUUGGGUGCAUCUGUGUGUGCGGGGACACUGGGGUGUCAGUGAUGAGAACUGAGUGUGGGGCUACUAUGUGCUCAAAAUGUCUGAAUGCAGUGCACGUCCACUGCAGAGUUUGUCACAAGACAGAUGCGACACCCCAGGGCAUCCAGGGCAAAAUGAGCCACUCUAGACUACAUCUCAGCCUAGCUGGUCACAGCAAGGACUCCACGAUCAAGAUCACUUACUGCAUUCCUGAUGGUAUCCAAGGGAAGGAUCACCCAUCCCCAGGAAAACCAUUUCAAGGAGGGAUGUUUGAAGCCUUCCUUCCUGACUGCGAGAAGACAAAGAAUCUGCUGCCCAGGCUGGAGAAAGCUUUCCGGCAGGGACUCACCUUCACAGUGACGGGCAAAGACGCAGGGGCCAGGGUCACCUGGGACUGCAUCCCACACAAGACUAGCCUACAGGGAGGCAAAUCAGGGAAUGGUUACCCAGAUUCCAAUUACUUGACUCGCUUGUCUCAGAUCUUGGCCUUCUAUGGGAUUGAAGACUGACCAGCCAAAUCAGCCAAAGCAUAAUUUUAAAAAGAACAGCAACUAAGGAGUAGUUUUGUUCACUUAAUUGAUUUAUAAUGUCUGAUGUUGUAUAUAAAAAUUUAUAUAUAUAUAAAAAAAAAAAAUAUAAUAAUAGAGUUAUAGUUCUCAUUGCAGCUAGGUUGGACUUUUAAAAUUUUAAACC